Messenger RNA from Heterobasidion irregulare TC 32-1, 687 nucleotides. RefSeq lists its product as uncharacterized. The transcript has 3 exons. The record is from RefSeq and is a predicted model, not a curated record. Bases 1 to 687 code for a protein of 228 amino acids. Lineage: Eukaryota; Fungi; Basidiomycota; Agaricomycetes; Russulales; Bondarzewiaceae.
AUGGACCUGAAAACCGUCCCGACGUGGCCGCCGCCGGCCACACCGCUCACGAGUUCAUCCCGAAUCCGCAGACAGGCUCCCAAUGCGCCCUGCCCCGCACCCGUCCUCCAGCAGGACAACACCCGAGCAGAGGCACCCAUCACGGGAAUUGAUACAGCCCAAUUACGGAGCUGGCGGCGCACGAGGGAGCGAGGAAGCGGCCACAGCGGCGUGCGCUGCUCCGACGGUACGCACACUCUUGCUGUUCCUCCGUUCUUCGGUCGGCGCGGCGGCUUACCGGGCGAUGCAGAUGUCUCUGCCUUCAUCAGGCGCGCAGCCACGGCGCCGGUACAAGUAGCGCCCGAGAGCGUCGCCAGCCAGGGCCGUUCGUCGCGCGCUGUGCCACGAGACGACGGCUUUUCGAACGUCGCCACCCGCUCUCGAGAUCCAAACGUAGUCGCGCGAUACCACGCGGGGCGCGGCGCUCCCGCGCGCGGCGCCGGGGAUCCCAGGCAGAUGGACCUUGUACGCGUUCCAUGCCUCGAUAUCAACCCGCGCCGCGCGCCGUCGCCGUUCUCGGGUGCCGGAGCACGCAGGCAACGCGAUCUCAGAUAUCAUCUGAAUGGCGGCGACGGCGACGUGCCCUCGCACGGCCCCAGGCCCGCGCACGCCCAGAUGAUGCCACACGCCGCACCGGGGCGCCGUUAG